AUGAUUCAUGUCUAUGCUUCAUGUGGUGUUUGGGAAUUGGUUGUAUCUUCAGGUUGGAGUUUUAAUGUUGAUAAAAAGAAAGGGGGAAGUUUACUUGCUUUGGAAUUGAAGUCUUCUCUGGAAGAGUUACAGAAAAUUGUUAUAGAGGAUUUUGGUUUUGAAGAAACAGAUGCUGAUUUGGAGUUGAGUUACCUUCCUAUUGGAUUGAUCAAUUCAUCAAAUUGUCCACCAGUGAUCAUUGGAAACUCAAGGCAAGUUCAAAAUUUUCUAGGGUUUUGUAAGAAGCAUCAGUCAACUCAAUUGUGUGUCAGCUAUAAAGCAAAGCAAGGAAAUCCAAAUAAGAUCGACAUUGAUCUUAAUAAGAUGCCAACUGAUGCAAGUACUAGUGAAGAGAACAAGCGAAAUCCUUGUGACAUUGGGACCGCUUCAAAUACUGUUAAGGGGGCUAAGCAUAACGAGAAGAAGAAAGGGAAGAUGAAGCAAAGUGAAGUUGAUGGAGAUGAUUAUGAUGCUGACAAGCAUAACGAGAAGAAGAAAGGAAAAAUGAAGCAAGACGAGGUGGUCGAAUUGGUUAAGACGGGAGAUCUUUUCCUCAACAAAACAGUUUUGAAAGCGAGGUUUGAGUUAUGUGCAAUGAAGCAUAACUUUCACUACACAGUUACCAACUCCAAUAAAUCAGUUUGGUGUAUUAGAUGCGCUGAUAAGGUGUGCUUUUGGGGUGCUCGAGCUGAGUGUUUGAAGGGCUCCACAUAUUUUAUUAUUAAGAAGUAUGUCGGUGUACAUUCCUGCGCACCUUCAAACAAAACCAGUGCCGGAAGGACAGCUUCAGCGAAAACGAUAGGCAAUCUGAUAAUGCAUAAAUAUGAAGGUAUCAAGGAAGGGCCUAAAGCGAAAGAUAUUGUUCAGAUUAUGCGCAAUGAUUAUGGAUGUGAGAUCUCUGAAUCUUUAGCAUGGGAUUCCCGUGAAUAUGCAGUCAACGCUGUUAGAGGUAUUCCAGAGGAAAGUUAUGGGAAAAUACCAAAAUAUUUGCACAUGCUGCGAGAGGCCAAUCCGGGUACACAUUCCUCUUACAAGACUGACGUCGAUGGUAGAUUUCGAUAUCUGUUUAUAGCGUUUGGUCAAUCGAUCAGAGGCUUUAACACAGUCAUGAGGCGUGUCAUUGUUGUCGAUGGAACAUUCUUGAAGAGUAAAUUCAAAGGGGUGCUACUGGUUGCAACUGCUAUAGAUGGAAAUUCAAAUUUAUAUCCUAUUGCAUUUGGGAUAGUAGACUCUGAGAAUGAGCAGUCUUGGGAAUGGUUUAUGAGAGAAUUAAAAGUUGUUGUUGCUGAUGAUAAUGGUUUGGCUUUUAUUUCGGAUAGACAAGUGUCAAUAGCGAAGGCAGUGGAGAAAGUGUAUCCCCUAGCGAGACAUGGUAUCUGUAUUCAUCAUUUGUUGAAUAAUGUGAUAUCAUAUUUCAAGGGGAAGGGAUUAGCUGGGUUGAUUUCUAAGGCUUCAAAGGCUUAUAGAGUGGUUGAUUUCAAGAAGACGUUUGCUCAUGUUUGCAAUAUCAGUCCAGCAAUUGGAACGUAUCUUAUGGAAGCAGAUGUCAGAAAGUGGGCUAGAUGUCAAUUUCAUGGAUACAGGUAUGACAUUAGGACAAACAAUCCUGCAGAGUCGAUAAAUUCUGCGUUGCGUUCGCCGAGAGAGUUUCCCGUAAUUCCUUUGUUGGACAGUAUUAGAGAAAUGCUGACACGUUGGUUUUUUAAGCGUAAGAAGUUGAUUUCAAAGCACACCCACCGUUUGACCAUAGAUGUGGAGGAAAAGAUUGAUAGGAGAAUUGGAAAGGGGAAAACUUUCGCAGUUUACCCUGUAACCGAUAGCCAGCUGCUUGUUAAAGGCGAUACAAUUGACUGCUUUGUUGAUUUGGACAAACGGACUUGUUCUUGUGGGAAGUACGACCUCUCGAAAAUCCCUUGUAGACACGCAAUAAAAGCUGGUUUCUUUGUUGGUAGAGAACCAUAUACAUUGACUGAUUUUUUGUAUACCACGGGAGCUUGGAGAGAAGCUUAUCAAGAAAGCAUAAAUCCCAUUUCAGUUCCUGAAGAUGGUUGGUCUGUCCCACAAGUUGUGGAAAAUUCUGAAGUGCUACCGCCUGAGACAAGAAGAUCUCUUGGAAGAAAUAGAAAACGCAGAUAUGAAACUGUUGAAGACAAAAUCCGAUCAUCACAAGGAUCACAGGGGGGUCAGUCUCGUAAGUGCAGUAGAUGUGGUCUUGGUGGUCAUAAUAGAGCAACUUGCAAGAUGCCAAUAUAG
Molecule: messenger RNA, 2292 nt
Organism: Brassica rapa (field mustard)
Lineage: Eukaryota; Viridiplantae; Streptophyta; Magnoliopsida; Brassicales; Brassicaceae
Molecular function (GO): zinc ion binding
Source: RefSeq, a predicted model, not a curated record